Chelmon rostratus (copperband butterflyfish) is the source of this 3293-nucleotide messenger RNA. Its product is annotated as filamin A-interacting protein 1-like. Lineage: Eukaryota; Metazoa; Chordata; Actinopteri; Chaetodontiformes; Chaetodontidae. The record is from RefSeq and is a predicted model, not a curated record. The transcript is spliced from 4 exons. The coding region runs from base 26 to 3037 and encodes 1003 amino acids.
AAAAAUCACUACUCAGAAGGCCAACAUGCGAGACGAGAGACAGAGGCGGCACGGCCGACGCACAAGAGAAGACCUGUCCCGUGACGACUUGUUGUUUCUGCUAAGUAUUCUGGAGGGGGAGCUACAGGCCAGGGAUGAGGUAAUUGUUGUGUUGAAAUCGGAGAAGACAGACUCAGCUCUACUGGGGGCCCAAUAUGGUUUCAGCGGACCGGAGAAGGUGCUGCGUGCCCUGCAGAGAGACUCCCUCCAGGCCCAGCAGUACCACCUGCAGGAUGUGUACAAAAAACCAAUUGCUGAGCUAAACCACAUGGUGGAGACCCAGAAGCGCUCAUCUGAACGGAUGCUGGAGCAGCUCCUGGAGGUGUCCUGCUCUCACAGCGGCGCCCUACGCAGGCUAGAGGAGCAAGAGAAGAGCCACAGGGCUUUUAUCCAUAAGAGCAACUGCCUUACCACUCUACUGGAGCAGGACAGAGAGAGACUCAAGCUCCUGAUUGUGAAGGAGAGAGAAUACCAGGAGAUAAAGGAGAAGAAAAGUGAAAGAGAAGUAUCAAGUCUAAAGGAUGAACUCUCCAAGCUGAAGGUUUUUGCACUGCUGGUUGUGAAGGAGCAACAGCAUCUGGGCGAACUGCUGCAGGAACAGAGGUGUCGUGUCAAAGAACUGACCGCCAUCACUGACCACAUAAAGCAGGAGGUCAGUGCUGCUUACCCAAGUGCAAAACAAGAGGAGCUCAAAUCCCUGCAUCUGGAGGUGGAGCGCCAUCACCAAGUUUCCAUCCUCAACCAAAGCCAGAACACCAUGACAGCCCCGAGUCUGCUUUCAGAGGUUGAGGUACUGAGGAGAAGGGUUGUGGAAAUGGAGGGAAAGGACGAGGAGCUGCUACGCAUGUGGGACCAGUGUCGAGACCUGGACCGCAGACUAGCACGGGAGACCAGCCACUGCCGUAGCUUGAGAGUUGAGGUGGAUAAACUCAAUGGCAGAAUUAGUGAAUUGGACCGGAUAGAGGAGGCAUUAGGUAAGAGCAGACAGGACUGUAGUAUUCUGAAGAGCAGCUUGGAGCGAGAGAGAGAGCUUAGCAAGCUGCUGUCUGGUGAGCUUGACACUCUGAAAGCUAGGGUAAGAGAGCAAGAGGCCACUAAAAGCCAACUGGAAAAGAGUGAGGCGCUGAUUAGACAGGACCUGGCCAAGCUUAGGUCACUGACUGUAGCUUUGGUGGAGGACAGAAAGACCAUGGCCGAGAGGCUCCGGCAAGCUGAGGAAAAAAUCAGCAAGAAGGAGGGCACAAGUAAUGAGCAAAGCAAUUUGGUAACAAUGACAGAAAGGCUGAGAGACGAGAGGCAGCAGACACUGAAGUCUAAGGCAGAUUUAGAGGAACGGAUUAAGAGCAUAGCAAAGGAAAAAGAUGAGCUCCAAAACCGACUACAAAUAGAGGUGGAGAGGAACAGAGAGCUGCAGAGUAAAAUAAGUACAAUGAAAAAAAGGUUACAGGUCUUGGAAAACAGGAAAGAAAAAGAGGACAAGUACACACACAGCUCUUUCGCAAACAACCCUAACCAUCACUGCCAAACGGAGGACAACAAAGUCAAAGAAUUGACCCAGGAGCUAGAUAGGCUGAGAAAGACACUACAAGACAAGGAGAUGUUGGAGGGAGAACUGAUGAAGGUGGAAGAGGACUUUGAGUCCCUGGAAAAGAGGUUUAAGGAUGAACAGAAGCGGUCCCAGACUCUAAAAGACGAGUUAGAGGUGGCAAAGAGGGAGCUUUCCAGGUAUGACCAGGCAGAGAAGCAGGAGGUCAACCAAGAACACCUUCUCCUUUGCCGUCUUCAGAAGGAGCAGGUUAAGUCCAGACUAUUAGGCAGAGAGGUAGAUACCUUGAAGGAGAAACUCCAGAAGCUGAUGGGAACUGAGGAGUCCAUUUGCAGAGUUCAGAAUGAUCACUCCACGCUACAGAGAAAACUGGGCCAGCAGGAAGCCAGGAACAGAGAGCUGGCCAGAGAGAUGAUGGAACUGAGCAGUGAGCUAGAUAGUUAUAGACAAAUCACUAAUUUUACACCUGGUGCAAGGAGACAACACUUUUCAGACCCUCACCAGACCACCAGAGAGGUUCAAACUGAGGAGAAGGGUAGCCUGCCCCCUGAUUACAACGAGAAACUAGAUGGAGAAUAUGAGGAUGAGGACCCAAACCACAAUGCACAAGUCAUGAACAGAAGAAGCUCUCUUGUCAACAACCUUAACAGCCUGAACAGUGCAAAUAACAACAUAUGCCAAUACAACAGCCAUUCAGCCAAUGGCAUAGAUAUGCACCAAAAGGUUAAUGGAGAGGUGAUGAUGCUAACACACACACCAGGGCAGCCCUUGCACAUCAAAGUAACGCCACACCAUAUACUCAACACAGCCACACUCGAGAUUAGCAGCCCCACUGGAGACACAGCAACAUCCUACACCAGCACUGCUGUCAUCCCUACAAGCGGAGCGUCCCCUAAGCAGAGAAUCACCAUUAUCCAGAACUCAGCCAUGUCUGCAGUUAAUACUAAACCCCCCCCUUCAAGCCCUGACCGCACCAUCUCCGUGCUUAACGGAACACCCACCUCCCGGGCGUUAAGUCCAAAUUCAUCACGCUCUGUGACACCUGACCACAACAACUCCCCCAUUCAGAUCGUAACAGUCAGGACCUGUUCUCCAGAGCCGACAGAGGUUUCUAAUCAGGCUGUCUUCUGCAAGACUCCGGAGCAGCAGAACAGCUGGCAACAUCAGAAGUCCAACAGCACCGACACGAGUCCCAGUAUCAUCACCAGAGAGGAUAACAAGAUCCAUAUCCAUCUGGGGAGCCCAUAUAUCCAGUCCGUGAAUGGUAUGUCCCAUAGUGUCCCACAGCCUGUCGGGCCAUACUAUCUCCGACAUGAGCAAAGGACUCAAGUGCUCGCAAAUGGCUGUCAUGUCAAAGGUGUUGGCAAGAUAACUAGUAGCAUCACUAUAUCCCCUGCUACCUCACCAGCUUCACAUUCCUCAAAUAUUACAGUAAGUGGCCUUUGUGAUUAGGUGAAAAAUAUAUAUUAUUAACAUACAGUAUUAUGUUCUCAGUCUCACUCCUAGAUGAGACAACUAAAACAAAUUUCCUCUGAUGAGAACCCUGUAUGUUGUAUUUUGUAACAAUUAUCAAAUAAAUGCUUUGUGGUAUUUGUCAUAGAACAGCCUUUAUAAAGCCUACUUGUUCUAGUUAGUCUGUCUCUAGACUCUCUGGUUUUAACAACCCUUUAUUGAAUGUAUGACAUGUGUGUCUAGUGACUGUACGAGA